Molecule: messenger RNA, 453 nt
Organism: Cicer arietinum (chickpea)
Lineage: Eukaryota; Viridiplantae; Streptophyta; Magnoliopsida; Fabales; Fabaceae
Source: RefSeq, a predicted model, not a curated record
AUGGCUCGAACAAAAACAAUGGCAUAUAAAAAUCCCAGAUCAUCAUCUCUAUCACCUUCACCAUCCCCAUCUCCAUCUCCAGUCAAUUCACCAUCUCCUCCACCCAAAAGAACACCUCCCCAUUCAUCCUCUGAAAAAACAUGUUCGGAUUACCUAUCCUUAUCCCCAAAACAAUGUCCUCAACCUCUCUCAACUAAUCUUCCUCUUUUAUAUCAAUGUCCCACCCCUUCCUUUAGUCAAUGCCUGCCCCAUCUUCGAAACACUAUGAACCCUAGUUCCAAAACCUCAUCUUCUCAACGAAGAUCAAUGCGCAUUCAAGCAGGAAUUGGAACUUCUCAAAACAAAAAAGUUGACACCACCAUUUACACAAUUUCUGAUGACGGUUUUGCACCUUCGCCACCUCAAUAUACUCCCAAAUCACAAACUGCUCAUACAUACCAAAAGUCCCCAUAA